This is a messenger RNA of Myotis myotis, 966 nucleotides long. RefSeq names its product chromosome unknown C22orf31 homolog (gene CUNH22orf31). The transcript has 3 exons. Bases 1 to 900 code for a protein of 299 amino acids. NCBI's taxonomy places the organism in Eukaryota, Metazoa, Chordata, Mammalia, Chiroptera, Vespertilionidae. The record is from RefSeq and is a predicted model, not a curated record.
AUGGACCCCAGACACCCAAUCUAUGUGAGGCGAGACCCCAGCAUCCCCACCUACGGACUCCGGCAGUCUAUCUUACUGAACAGCAGGCUUCAGGACUGCUAUGUGGAUUCCCCAGCUCUCACCAACAUCUGGACGCCCAGGACAUGUGCAAAGCGCACCGUCAGUGCCCCAGCACCAGGGACCACCUCUUCCUGGGAAGUUGUCAAGAAUCCGUUCAUUACCAGUUCGCUCUCCCUGGUUAAGCUGGUGCUCAGGCGACGACUGAAGGAUCAGUGCCGCCCGGUACCAUGCAAGUCUGGGGAAGCACAACCCUCGAAGCUAGUAGAGCCCAAGGACGAUUCAGCGAUGAAAGCCACUCGGCGGGGCAGGAUGAGGAGCUCCGUCAGCUCCCAGAGCAAGCAGCCCCUAGGACAGCAGCCGGGCUCACCGAGGCGCAGGAGGCCUGCAGGAAGCCACAACGAGAGUAAAGAAAGUUCAAAGGAGGAAAAAGUAACAGUCAGCCAAGAUCUUGAGAGCAGAUAUGCCGAACAUGUGGCCGCCACCCAAGCGCUACGCAGGGACGCGGGGACAGCAGCCUGGAAGGGCCAGGCGUUGCUUCCUGAAGCCAGGAAGAGACAACAGUUGUCAGACAUGCUAACCAUCCACGGCCUCCCCACAGAGGGUUACCGGGCUCUGUACCAUGCUGUGGUCGAGCCGAUGCUGUGGAACCCUUCGGGGACCCCCAAGAGGUACAGCUUGGAGCUGGGCAAGGCCAUCAAACAGAAGCUCUGGGAGGCUCUGUGCAGCCAGGCUGCCACCCCUGAAGGUGCUCAGAGGGACUCGUUGCCCGUCAGGACGUGGCUGGAGGUCGACAAGGAGCCUGUGCCCAAGAAGUGGCCCAGGUUAAAGAGGGAGAAAUAGAAACAGGAUCGCACAGAUGAGGCUGUUCUCUGCUAGAUGUCUAAACAAUAAACACCACUUUGCACC